Molecule: messenger RNA, 2183 nt
Organism: Callithrix jacchus (white-tufted-ear marmoset)
Lineage: Eukaryota; Metazoa; Chordata; Mammalia; Primates; Cebidae
Source: RefSeq, a predicted model, not a curated record
AUGAGUCGCACAAACCGUUGCUCCCUUCUUCUCCCCAGACAGGCAGGUAAUCCCUCUUCUUCCUUUCGCUGAAUCAGCUGGAGAAGAAAGCCCAGCAGGGGCUGGCCAGCCUCAGCCAGGGGACCUACCGAGGCCCCAGUAGAUAAAUGGCAAGCAAAAAACGAGAAGCCCAGUUACAGGUGGGUCUGACAUAUCAACGAUUCUUCACCGGCUGCACCGGUGCCUGAUACCUUUUACAGCGCCUUCCUCUUCGCAGGCUGUCGUCGACAGUCAAAGCCUGUGGGAUGAGAUGCUGCAGAACAAAGGCUUAACAGUGAUUGAUGUUUACCAAGCCUGGUGUGGACCUUGCAAAGCAAUGCAACCCUUAUUCAGAAAAUUGAAAAAUGAACUGAACGAAGAUGAAAUUCUGCAUUUUGCUAUCGCAGAAGCUGACAACAUUGUGACUUUGCAGCCCCUUAGAGAUAAAUGUGAACCCGUUUUUCUCUUUAGCGUUAAUGGCAAAAUUAUCGCAAAGAUUCAGGGUGCAAAUGCACCGCUUGUUAGUAAAAAAGUUGUUAACUUGAUUCAUGAGGAGAGGAAAAUUGCAGCAGGUGAAAUGGCUCGACCUCAGUAUCCUGAAAUUCCGCUGGUAGACUCAGAUUCAGAAGCUGAUGAGGAAGCACUGCAUGAAAGUGAUCAGGAAUCAUAUAGUAUUGCUAUAAUCAAACCUGAUGCUGUGAUUAGUAGAAAAGGUGUAGAAAUUAAAAGAAAAAUUACCAAAGCAGGAUUUUUCAUAGAAGCAGAAGAUAAGAUAGUGCUCACUGAAGAACAAGUUGUCAACUUCUAUAGCAGAAUAGUGGACCAGCCUGACUUUGAAGAGUUUGUCUCUUUUAUGACAAGUGGCCUGAGCUAUGUUCUAGUUCUAUCUCAAAGAAGUAAACACCAUCCUCCCUCUGAAGAAACUGAACCACAGCCUGACACUGAACCUCACAAACCAUCUGAGGAUCAGCCUGAGGUCAAAGCCAAGGUCACAACUGGAGUGACGAAGAAGAAACGAGACAGUUUACAAGAAUAUCUGGGAAGUCAGCAUGAGUCUCAGCUUUGUGACAUUGAAGAGGAUGCAGCUAAUGUGGCCAAGUUCCUUGAUAUCUUCUUUCCUGAUUUUAAAAAAAUUAAAAGAAUGAAAUUAGAAAAGAUAUUGGCAUUACUUCGACCAAAUCUCUUUCAUGAAAGGAAAGAUGAUGUUUUGCAUAUUAUUAAAGAUGAAGACUUCAAAAUACUGGAGCAAAGACAGCUAGUAUUAUCAGAAGAUGAAGCACAAGCACUGUGCAAGGAAUAUGAAAAUGAAGAUUAUUUUAAGAAACUUAUAGAAAACAUGACCAGUGGUCCAUCUCUAGCCCUUGUUUUAUUGAGGGAUAAUGGCUUGGAACACUGGAAACAGUUACUGGGACCAAGAACAGUUGAAGAAGCCAUUGAAUAUUUUCCAGAGAGUUUAUGUGCACGAUUUGCGAUGGACAGUUUGCCAGUCAACCAGUUAUAUAGCAGUGAUUCGUUAGAAACUGCUGAAAUGGAAAUAAAGCAUUUCUUUCCUCUUCAAAGCACCUUAGCCUUGAUUAAACCUCAUGCAACACGUGAACAAAGAGAGAAGAUCCUGAAGAUCAUUAAGGAGGCUGGAUUUGAACUGACACAGGUGAAGCAAAUUCUCCUAACUCCUGAUCAAGCAGAGAAAAUCUAUUCAAAAAUAACAGGAAAAGACUUUUAUAAAGAUUUAUUGGAAAUGUUAUCUGAGGGUCCAUCUAUGGUCAUGGUUCUGACAAAGUGGAAUGCUGUUGCAAAAUGGAGACUAUUAAUAGGCCCAACGGACCCAGAAGAAGCAAAAGUACUUUCCCCUGACUCCAUCCGAGCCCAGUUUGGAAUAAGUAAGUUGAGAAAUAUUGUCCAUGGAGCAUCUACUGUCUAUGAAGCAAAAGAGGUUAUUAAUAGACUCUUUGAAGACUUUUCUUCUGAGAAUCCUGAAGAAAAUUAAAGUACAUACUAGGAAGAACUUGGAGAAGAUAAUACAAAGUUCACAUCGACAUAUAGUCAUUCGGCACAGCUUCCUGGGAGGAAUAAUAAGAAAAACAUGCUUUGAAGGAAGACUCAUCUCAAGACACAAAAAUGCAUGGCUAUGCAUAAUAACAAUAAAAACGUUAUCCCCGAGCAAA